Messenger RNA from Penicillium argentinense, 207 nucleotides. RefSeq lists its product as uncharacterized. The transcript has a single exon. Lineage: Eukaryota; Fungi; Ascomycota; Eurotiomycetes; Eurotiales; Aspergillaceae. The record is from RefSeq and is a predicted model, not a curated record. The coding region runs from base 1 to 207 and encodes 68 amino acids.
AUGGCACCCGUCUCCGAGUCCUUCCACGCCUUCCUCGAACGGCAAGAGUUCUCCCCAGAAGCCACCUUCACGGAAAAGGCGAUAGUUCUGAUGGUCUUCGGCCACACUAUCCUCCUCUACUCGGUGAUUUGGUGGAUCGUGGCCAGCAGAGUCUCGCGUGGGUCCCCCAGUUCCUGCACGAACCGCUUUGGAUGUGGUCUGAGCUGA